Messenger RNA from Thamnophis sirtalis, 405 nucleotides. NCBI's taxonomy places the organism in Eukaryota, Metazoa, Chordata, Lepidosauria, Squamata, Natricidae. The record is from RefSeq and is a predicted model, not a curated record.
AGCCAGCUGUCCCAGGCCCUGAAUGGACUUUCAGACAGAGCCAAAGAAGCCAAAGAAUUCUUGGUACAGCUACGAAACAUGGUUCAACAAAUCCAGGAGAACAGCGUGGAGUUUGAAGCUUGCCUGGUCGCCCAGUGUGAUGCCCUUAUUGAUGCUCUCAACAGACGGAAAGCCCAGCUGUUGUCACGGGUCAACAAAGAACAUGAGCACAAACUGAAGGUGGUACGUGAUCAGAUCUCUCACUGCACAGUGAAGCUGCGCCAGACAACGGGGCUGAUGGAAUACUGUCUGGAGGUCAUCAAAGAGAAUGACCCCAGUGGAUUCUUGCAGGUGACUGGUUUUUCUUUUUCUUUCCAGUUAGGGAAGUAUGGAUUGGCUCUUCUCAUGGCUUCGCGCCCACUGUGA